Molecule: messenger RNA, 2166 nt
Organism: Wallemia mellicola CBS 633.66
Lineage: Eukaryota; Fungi; Basidiomycota; Wallemiomycetes; Wallemiales; Wallemiaceae
Exons: 3
Coding region: 1-2166 (721 amino acids)
Biological process (GO): ascospore-type prospore membrane formation; protein localization to prospore membrane
Cellular component (GO): prospore membrane
Source: RefSeq, a predicted model, not a curated record
AUGACGACGAAUGAGAGUCUCAACGCAUACGCAGAGAUUCACAAGUACCCAACUAGAAAACAACUGAACGGUAACGAAUAUGAAGAUGCACCUGAUACAGUUCUAUCUACCCAAUCUUCUAGCUCCUCGAUUUCAACUCAAAGAUCGUCGCCAUCGACAGCGCUCAAGGACAGAGUAUUGUGUAGAUUAGCCUGGUCUAAGCGCGAGGAUCUUCCGGAUUUAUUUGACGAGCGUGCAUCCGUCAAAUUCACCCUCGAUAGGUGCUACAAGUGGGAGGAAUCUAUCGCAAUCUACCGUGAAAACCAGGUUGUAGACAUCUACAGCAACCAUUCAAUCCCAUUUCGUAGAAGCAAAGAUGUGAAAUACAGCUUAGAUAUGCUCUCCGAUGAUACAACUAUUAGUUUGUACUCAGCCACGGAUUUCACCCUAUGUAUGCGUUCACCUCCACCAAAACAUCACAUACCCCGACGGGUGGCCGGUACAAACUUAGUCUUCCUCAAGUUUAAGACUACAUCUAUUGCCAAGACUUGGUUGUGGACACUCUGGACAAUCAAAAACGCAAAACGUCUACCGAAAGAACUCGAUGUGAAACUACCAAACUUAGGAGCUCACAUGCGUUUUCCACUUGAAGGUAAAGUUACUGCUCAAGAAAUUGUGCGGAAAUGUCGCACUUAUAUCACUAAAAUCGACAUUCGAGGUAUCACACCGGAGAAAUCUUCUCAGACUAAACUAGCACUCUGUUGGCGCAGGGGUAAGUUUGGAUUAGAAUGGCUCAGCGAACGAGCAACAUCUGAAGAAUUACUCGUCGGAUGCUGUAUGAUGCAAACUCAACAGUUUCCACGUCUCGAAGUACGAAGAAUGGCUUUUGAGAAUGCCAGUAUUAGAUACGAUAUCAAUAAUACAAUAUACCCACCUAAACCCGUUGAAGGUCAUCUUAGUAGAAUAACAUUAAUAUCUCAAAAAAGGGUCAAAACUUACUUGAGUACCCACGAAUCAUUAAUAUUCCUAUUGAAAUCUUCAACAGCUGCUUUAAAACCUUCACACGAUAGUGAGAAUGAUAAGCUACGCUGUUGUAAACAAAUUAGAGAAGCUGUUGGAUUUAUUGACAUGCGUCACAUAGUUUCAAUUAGAAGAGUAUACGAUCAUAAAUUAGAACAUAAAGAUAAAUAUCCUGCAUAUUUAGAUGACACGCUGUUCAAUGGCAACGUUCAUCCAGACCGUGAUAAUAAAUUAGAAGGUGAUACGGGUGGUGAAGAGAUUUUUGCUUCUUUAUCUCAAUCUGAAAAGCAUGAGUUGCACCAUAGGAGACAAUUUGAGUUGGAGUUAAUUUCUGGUCAUUUUGCUAAGUUUGAGGCACCUUCAGUUGCGCUAUGUUUCGAAUGGAUAAGAAGUUUAGGAGAGCUUUGUUUAUAUUGGAACAAGCGAACUAGGAAAGAUGCACGUCUGUUGAUGGAGAUAUCGAAUUGCGGAUUAGGCGCACCAAAUACAGCUAAUGCACUAAAUCAGACAGUCUUACCAACGACAAAUGACGAGGACGAAACACCAAGAGUUGAAGAUCCAGAUGCAGGUGGUCCGUUAUUGUCUCACUUGUGGAAUUGGACAGUACUAAAUAACGUAAAGCCAAUCAUGAAAAUAGGUAAAUGCUUCAUGAGAAAGUCUUUUAGAGGUACUUGGAGCGAAUAUAUACUUAUCUUAACGGCUGAUGGGAUGUUACAUCGUUGGAAUAUCGCGCCUCUCAAUCCAGCAAAAAAGAGUAAAAAGGCCAAUGAAAUAUUGAAUAGAAAGAAGUCGACAAUAUCCUUGCAUCAUACUUUUGUUUUGACAUCAGAUGAUAUGAUUCUAGUGAACUCAAACCAAGAUGAAGGAACUGAACCUUCAAGAGGAUAUAGAACGACCUCGAAAAGAGCCGCUAAGGCUCCUGAUAGACUCUACGAUGAUGGCUAUAUCGCAUGUGAAUCCGAGCCUUCUGAAUUGGCAUUCAUACUCUGGUGUAGAUCAAAAUCAAAAAAGUCAGUAGAAAGUUUAGACAAAAAAGCCGAAAAGUUCGAAAUCAGAACAAGAUCAAGAUUAGAAAGAGAUCAUUGGUGUUGGUGUUUAGAAGUAAUAAUCGACAAAGUUUCCGAACAAAAUAAUGAUUUAUUAAGAAAUGUAUCGGGUAUUUCCUAA